Apus apus (common swift) is the source of this 3680-nucleotide messenger RNA. RefSeq names its product trophoblast glycoprotein (gene TPBG). Gene Ontology annotation, molecular function: protein binding. The record is from RefSeq and is a predicted model, not a curated record. NCBI's taxonomy places the organism in Eukaryota, Metazoa, Chordata, Aves, Apodiformes, Apodidae. Gene Ontology annotation, cellular component: plasma membrane. The transcript has a single exon. Gene Ontology annotation, biological process: negative regulation of canonical Wnt signaling pathway. The coding region runs from base 1 to 1128 and encodes 375 amino acids.
AUGCCGGGGCGCGGCGCGCUCUGCCUGGGCCUGCUGCUGCACGUCUUACUGGGCUGUCGCUCGGCGCAGCAGCCCGGCAGCUGCCCGGCCCCCUGCGAGUGCUCCGAGGCGGACAAGACGGUGAAGUGCGUGAACGGGAACCUGACGGCGGUGCCGCCCGACCUGCCGUCUUACGUGCGCAGCCUCUUCAUCACCGGCAACUACUUGGACCGGUUGCCGGCCGGCGCCUUCCCCGCCCGGCGCCUGCCCGACCUCUGCGCCCUCAACCUCAGCGGGAACCACCUGCAGGCCGUGGAAGCCGAUGCCCUGGCGGCCCUGCCCGCCCUGCGGCAGCUGGACCUCAGCGGCAACCCCCUGGCCUCCCUCAGCCCGCAGGCCUUCGGGGAGGGCGGCAGCCCGCUGGAGGAGCUGGCCCUCCGCGGGGCCCUGCGCAACCGCAGCGUCCUCUUCAGCCUGGCCACCAUGCUGCAGUCCGGGGCUGUGCACAACCUCAGCCGCCUGGAGCUGGCCGACAACGGGCUGCUGCUGCUGCCCGCCGGCAUGUUCUCAGCCCUGCCCGCCCUGCGGCAGCUAGACCUGAGCAACAACUCCCUGGUGGGCUUGAGAAACGUCUCCUUCCAGGGGCUGGGCCAGCUGCAGAGCCUCGACCUCAGCAACAACUCCCUGAGCGUGCUAAGGAAUGACACGCUGGCCCAGUUCCGUGGCCUGCCCGCCCUCCGGCGCAUCAGCCUGAGCCGCAACACCUGGGUCUGCGACUGCGCCAUCGAGGACCUGGUGGCCUGGCUCAAGGAGAGCGACCAAGUAGAGGGCAAAGAAGCCCUGACGUGCUCCUACCCUGAUAAGAUGCUGGGCAAAGCCCUGCUGAAGAUCAACAGCUUGGACCUGAACUGCUCUGUGCCCAUAGACCUGCCUUCCCAGCUACAGACUUCGUACGUCUUUCUAGGGAUAGUAUUGGCUCUCAUCGGAGCCAUUUUCCUCCUGGUUUUGUACUUGAACCGAAAAGGGAUCAAAAAGUGGAUGCACAACAUCAGAGAUGCCUGUAGGGAUCACAUGGAGGGCUACCACUACAGAUAUGAGAUCAAUGCAGACCCCAGGUUAACAAACCUCAGCUCCAACUCGGAUGUCUGACGAAGCGCUGCGGGGCAGCGUGCAGUAGCUGUGCAUGAAAAGUAGACUUAAGCUUCACCCUCGUGCUUGCGUCCCUUUCCCUGAGAAAUCUCGGGCAUGCUUGUAACAUCAGGGGGGAUGUGCCUCCCUCCCUCUGACAAGGUUCAAUUUUCUUUUGAGAACCUGGGCAGCUGCGCAUGGCGUUGGGCUGUAUGUAGGAAACAAGCUGCUACUUCUUUUCCUUCUUUCCUGUCUGUACUUGCUGGAAUAUUUUUUUUUAAGCUAUUAAAAGAGAAAAAAAAAAAAAAAAAGAAUCUCUCUGGUGCUUCAAAGCCACCAGAGAUUAUAAAAAAUUCACUGAUGCAGACACCAUUCAACAAAAACUGCCUCAACUUUUUAGGAAAAAAAAAAAGGUUAUGUUCUUCUGUGCCAGUUUUGAUCUUGUAUAUCUGAAUUAUGAUUACAACAAUUCCGUUUCACAGACUUCCCUUGAGAUUUUAAAAAACAAAGAGACUCCUUUUAAUGACUCCUCUGGUACAAAGCAAGAAAUCAAGUAGUGAGCAUGCACAAAAUACUUUAUAGUUUUACAUGUUGGGAAACUUAGGAUCUCAGUAAGUCCCUUACUAUUUUGUAAAGUUUUGAUUGUAGUUUACCUGAAAAGAGAUAUUUUUUUUUUAUACAAACUGCAUCUAAACUCCAUCUGAGCUGUUAAAUUCAAUAAACAGUCUUACAAGAACUGUUGUGUUGAAGUUUGCUGUUCAGUGAGAAAUAUAUGGACAUCUAAGAGUGUGGUUAGCUUUAUAGGCUCUGAAGUAGUAGCCCUGCAGUAGUAAUCUGAAUAAAAUUUUAUAGAACUGUGUAGCUUAGAGGAAUGAAUGUUUGACAUUUUUGUGAAAUAUGCCAGGAGAAUUGCAGCAACCAACAAGCUGUUUCAUUUGGCACUAAACCCCCAAGUCUGCUCUCAAAACAACUGCAAAGUGUCAGGACAGAGGCUGGGGUGCACCUUGAUGGGAAGGUACGAACUGGUAGAAUUUUCAUAAGGUCUUCUCUACCAAAUUAAAAAAAAAUAAUUCAAAUUACGUUGUGCAUUAUUUCAGCUUAAGGAAAUUUUAUCUGAAUUGGAUUGUUUAUUAUAUAAAAAAAAAAUUUCGUGUCCUGAACUAAAUUAAAUGUAGCUCAGUUGUGUGGUGAGUGAGCUUCAGGCUUGUAAAUGAAUGCAGCACUUAAUUUAUUAACUGCUUCUUAACUCAUUGUAGACUCUCAGUACUAGUGAGUUUCUAUAUUAUCCACAUCAAGUAAUUUGAUGGAACUUUACACUUAACCUUAAAGCUUUUAACAGGUGCAUUUCAAUAUUGUAUGUUACUCAUGCUGAUUACUUGCUUGGGAAUGCAUUUUUUUGUAAAUAGAUAAAAAGCAUGUGAAGAAAAACUUCAAAAAUGCAUAAUUUAAUAUGCAACUCUGGUGACAGAUGAAAAGGUUAGCAAGAACCUUCCAAUGGUCACCAAUAAUAAAUGCACUUUUUCCAAUCCAUUCAUAGAUUCUUAAUGGAAAGAAUACACCAACUGUGAAAGUGUGAUGUGAAUUGGUAUCUAUCAGCAUAUCUGUGGAGCUUUUUCUAAUGUCACUAUUCCUUGAAGCUCUUGAACGUCUCUAAAGUGUUAUGAAUUACUGGCUAAAAUCUCUUUGCUUUCAAAAGUGACAGUUUUCUCAUAUAUAUGCGCCUUUGGUAAGAGCUCAUAAAUAUAUAAUAGUCCCUAAAGUAUCAGGAGAAAUAUAAUCUGGUUUGGGCAUCAGUAUUAUUCAAAUGUAUUUUUCUCUCCUUGCAACUUCAGACAAAGCAAGUAGCACAAGUUGGCUCAGACUAAUUUUCUAUUGCUUAAAAUUGCUGUUAAAUUUAUUUAAUAGCAGGGAUUUUUUGUAGUGUAGUUUUGUAUGUUUGCUCUCAGAAGUAAAAAAUAAAUUAAUAUUAAGUACAAAUAAGGUUUUGAUAAAGACCUUACAAUUAGUGUAAUAAAUGAUAGCCUAUUUCUCCUGCUGUAAUUAAAUAUAUGAGCAAUAUCUGGUAAACAGGUAUGAAGUUUGUGGAUUCCUAAAAAGCAGACUGCUGGUCUGAAUGUUAGCUGCCCAUUAUUUUAAGAACAGUGUAAAAACCUCAGUGUGAAUAACUGUUACUGUGCAACUAUGCAAACCAUUCAUACUUGGCAUACAUAAGAUAGUUUACCUAAGCAGCUAGAAUUCACAAGAGCUAUGCAGUGUGCUUUGCUGUAUUGAUCAUUUCAGAGAUGAUCAACUUAAACUUACUUGUACAGUGCCAAGAGUAGCAGAGCGUCAUCCUUGCUUAAGAUGCUCCUGUAAUAUAAUAGAGAAAAUAGAUUCAAACCAGGACAUUUCUUGGGCAAUUUCUUGGGUUUUGUAAACAGACACUUUAAAGUAACUACAGUAAAAACAGUUAUCCGUGAUGUGUUAAUGUAACAGCUAUGCAUUUAUGGAGCUGUGUAAGGACAGGCAAUGACUUUAUUUGCAGUCUCUCACCCAUCGACUGAGUAUUUGUAUAGUGAGUAACUGUUGUAUUA